AUGAUACAAUAGAUUAAAAAAUAUAAAAAUUUAGAAGAAGUUUUAAACUCUUCGCUUUUAUCUCAUUAGGUUCUCCAUAUUGAUCUGAAUUAUUCUAUAAUUGGUGAUGAAGGUGCAUCAGGCUUAGGUUCUGCUUUAGCAAAUUGCAUUAAUCUCUCAAAUUUGACACUUGACCUUAGUGGCAAUGAAAUUGGUGAUGAAGGAACAUCAGGCUUAGUUUCUGGUUUAGCAAAUUGCAUUAAUCUAUCAAAUUUGACACUUUUACUUGAGUAAAAACAGUUUAUUUGUUUUGAAUUGUGA
This is a messenger RNA of Tetrahymena thermophila SB210, 300 nucleotides long. RefSeq names its product oxalate/formate antiporter protein. The record is from RefSeq and is a predicted model, not a curated record. Lineage: Eukaryota; Ciliophora; Oligohymenophorea; Hymenostomatida; Tetrahymenidae. The transcript has 4 exons. Gene Ontology annotation, molecular function: protein binding.